CGCGUGUGUAGAAGUAGUCGUAUGUUCGUUUUACAUGGGACGUGCGACCAAAUGCGAGGCUCAGUUGUCGUUAUUGUGCGCCUGACAGGGACAGCUACGGCCUCCAGCUUUCCUCUUGGCCCAACAAUCCACACGCGCUCAAACCCACUCGACGCGUGGACCAAUUCCAUCAUGGAAAUUCCGAGUUUACCCUUAAAAGUCUUUGUUUUGUGCCCUUCCUUAAUUUAAUAAUGUUUCUACGUUUUAAAUCCUUUUAAAGCUCUCUUUUUGGUUGAUUAUUCUUCCUUUCUCCUCUCCUUUCCUUUCUGCAUCGAAAUAUCUAGAGGGAAUGAUGCAGAAAUGUUCAUUGAGUAACCGGAGAAGGAGUUUCGAAGAUGAUGUACCAAUCUCAGAUAGAACGUUGGAGAUAAAUUCUCACAUCUCUGUUCCUUGUCAUUUGGAACAGUGUCUUAAUCUCAAGACAGGAGAGGUUUACUACAUAAACCGGAACACCGGAAUAAACAACAACAACAAUGCAUAUGAUGAUUUCAGUGGAGAAUCGGAUGUAACUGUUGUUUCAGAAGACGAUAGCUCUUAUCAUGAAAGCCAAGUAUCAUCAUCAGAGUCAUCUAUAGAGAAUCACGAAGAAGAGAAUGAAGUUCUUGUGGUAGCUGGUUGCAAAGCUUGUUAUAUUUAUUACAUGGUACCUAAACUCUUGAAAGAUUGCCCCAAAUGUGCAGCUCAGCUUCUUCACUUUGAUCGAAAUCACUCUGCUUCUCCUUAAACCUCUUUUUUAUCCCUUUUUUCAUUCUUCACAUAGAUUUAUAAGUUUCCUUUUUAUUUAUUUAUUCCUCUCUUUCAUCAUCUCUUAAAUCGUAUAUGUAUGAAUUAUUGGUCGUGUUGUCUGGAUUGCAUUAACACGAGGUUUGAUGGCA
Brassica rapa (field mustard) is the source of this 914-nucleotide messenger RNA. RefSeq lists its product as uncharacterized. The record is from RefSeq and is a predicted model, not a curated record. Lineage: Eukaryota; Viridiplantae; Streptophyta; Magnoliopsida; Brassicales; Brassicaceae.